Leptonychotes weddellii (Weddell seal) is the source of this 2125-nucleotide messenger RNA. The record is from RefSeq and is a predicted model, not a curated record. Lineage: Eukaryota; Metazoa; Chordata; Mammalia; Carnivora; Phocidae.
CCUCCCUAUCCCCGGUGCCCCCAGAAUGGCAACCAGGAGAACCCCUCCUGCUGUGGCAUCGACGGCAUCCUGGAAGCCUACCACCACAGCCUGCGCACUGUGCAGCUCUACGGCCCCACCAACUUCGCCCCUGUGGUCACCCAUGUGGCCAGGACUGCGGCCGCAGUGCAGGACGGCUCCCAGUACUCGGUGCUGCUCAUCAUCACGGACGGGGUCAUCUCGGACAUGGCGCAGACCAAGGAGGCUAUCGUCAAUGCUGCCAAACUCCCCAUGUCCAUCAUCAUCAUCGGCGUGGGCCAGGCGGAGUUCGACGCCAUGGUGGAGCUGGAUGGUGAUGACGUGCGGAUCUCCUCACGGGGGAAGCUGGCAGAGCGGGACAUUGUCCAGUUUGUGCCCUUCAGGGACUACGUGGACCGCACGGGCAACCACGUGCUGAGCAUGGCACGCCUGGCCCGCGAUGUGCUAGCCGAGAUCCCUGACCAGCUGGUGUCCUACAUGAAGGCACAGGGCAUCCGCCCGCGCCCCCCGCCUGCGGCCCCGGAGCCCUCACCCCCACGGUCCCCAGCCCGCACCCCCCCUGCCUCCCCCCUGCACACACACAUCUGAGCACUCUUCCUGAAGGCCCCUGGCCUGUGGCAGGCGGCUCCCUGGGUGGGGCAGUGGAAGCACAGCUGGGGUCCCCAGCCCCCCUUAAAAUAUGCCAUGCCUAGCCUUUGUGUGUGCCUUUUGUGUGUGCCUGGGAGGCCAGCGGGGGACAGGGCCUCUGAAGACUCCUCUCUCAUUUCCUGGCCUCAGGGCCCAAACCCGGGGAAUUGGAGGGUAGGGGUGGUGGAGAUGAGGUUCCGGGCCCCUGCCCUUUUCAUGUCCCCCUGACACCUGGUUCUAGCCCAGCCAGGAAGGGGUUAAUGGUCAGGAGGAUUGGGGUCCCCUUCAGCCCACCUGGGCAAUCCCAUCUGCUCCUCUGUGGCCCUGAAGCCUGAGCUGGGCGUCUCUCCUCCAGGGCCCUAGGCCCUCCCCUCCUCCUGUGCAGUCUACUCCUACACCUGGACCCUGGCCCUCCUCCCCCCCAGUAUCCCCCCCAUCCCUAUUUCCAGUGAACCCUGUGAGGCUGAUGGGUCUGCAGGGAUGCCCGAACAUGUGGCCCCUCCCAGGACACUUGCAUGCCACGGGUGCCCAGUGGACCCAUGAAGGGGAGGCUGUGUGGGGAGGCCAUAGGCCACAUAAUGGGCUAGGAAUGGGGGCUUUUCAGGCACAGAGUCCUUUCUGGUGCCUCUCAGGCCCAGAAUGACACUGGUUUUAGAUACACAGAUCCACAGGCCUCUCCCUGGUGUGGGCCCACAGGCACCUUACAGUUGACUCCUGGCUCCAGGCAUCCCCUUCUCCUGCGGCCCAGGGCCCUUGGAGCCCAGUCCUCUGCUGCCCCCCUGGAGGCCUUGGAAGGAAUAGUCCAGCCCCAGCACUCCCACACUGCUCCUCUCUCCCACAGGGAUAGGAGAUAGGAGUCCUGAGUUCAAGCCCUGCAUACAGCCCCUGCCUGUGGGAACCCAAGGAAGGCCCUUCUGCCUUCUGGGACUCAGAAGUAGGGCAAGAGGGUUGACCAGAUGGUCCCAGGUUUACCUUCAGCUCUGGUGUCUUGAGAGUCCAUUCAUGCCAUGCCCAGCUUCCCCCAUCCCACUCCUCAGCAGUGUGACCCCUUACUCCAGGCCGUCUUGGCUCUUAAGGUCACCCUGUUCCAUCCUGUCACCUCAAGUCCACCCUAGUCCUUCAGCCUUGGGCUCUGAUGUCUGAGCCCAAGCCCCUGCCUCUGCUGUGGGGAAGGUGAGAAGGGUGAUCUCACCCCCGGGCCCACCGAGCUGCCCAGCCUUUACCCACACGGGGAGCAAGUCGUGCAUGUCAGCCCCUCCCGCAGCAUGGGGCUCCUCAGCCCACUCCACAUCCCAUGUCUGGGUGGACACCAGGCCCCCUCCCUGUCCGCUGCCCCACACCACUUCCCUUCCUGUCAUGCAUGAUGGUGGUGUUUCUACGCUGUCUGGUCCUGUGCCCGUCUCUGAGGCAGUCUCUUUGUGGAAUUUGCCUUAAACUGAAGUAAACUUGGUUCUUUUAGUAAAGUUCCUUGUUUUCCUUU